AUGGAUAAUCAAAGAAAAGGCAUAAAAAGAUAUGAAAUAGAAACAAAUAUAAAAAAAGAGUCUGAAGGGCCUGUAGAGCCCAUUUACUGGAUGCUGUAUGUCGUUAAAUGGAGUUCUUUUCGGUUUCUAAUUCUUCCUGUCAUUACACUUUUUAUGAUUAUUGUAAGAGCACUGAUAGCUCUUGGGACAUUUUCUGGAAGCGGUGGUGACAAAAAAUAUGGUGAUUUUGAAGCACAGAGACAUUGGAUGGAGAUUACCCUACAUCUACCGAUUAAAGAAUGGUAUUUCCACAAUGCAGAAUGGUGGGGGCUGGAUUACCCUCCCUUAAGUGCUUAUUUGUCUUAUAUAUAUGGAAAAAUUGGCCAUUUUAUAGAGCCUGCAUGGUUUGCUUUAGAUGUCUCUCACGGUUUGCAUACUCAAGAAUUGAAAUUCUACAUGCGUAUGACGGUUAUUAUUUCCGACUUUAUUAUAUAUUUUCCUGCAGUUAUUCGUUUUGUACGUUACUGGAAACGACUCAAAGGAGGCAAUUCUUUAAACAGCUACUCUUCUGUCACUCUCAUUCUUCUUCAGCCUGCUCUUAUUCUUAUUGAUCAUGGCCAUUUCCAAUACAACAACGUUAUGCUGGGGCUUGCACUUCUUUCUCUGACCUAUUUUAUCAACGAUCAGCUUGUUCUUGGUUGCAUCUUUUUUGUCUUCUCCAUUUCUUUCAAGCAAAUGUCUCUCUACUAUUCUCCUCUUGUUUUUUCUUAUCUUCUUGGCCUCUGCAUCUUUCCUCGCCUCAAUGUUCCUCGUUUUUUCUUAAUAACGGGUUCUACUCUCUUUGCAUUUACACUUGUUUUUUUCCCUCUUCUUCUCUCUGGAGGAUAUCCGGUUCUUUUUCAAUGUCUCUACAGAAUAUUUCCUUUUCAGCGCGGACUUUGGGAAGAUAAGGUUGCAAAUGCCUGGUGCGUCUUCAACACCCUCAUCAAAUUCAAACAGAAAUAUUCUCCUUCCUGUCUUGCAAAGCUCAGUUUUGCUGCUACUGCCUUCUCCAUCCUCCCUUCUUGCUCUAUUCUUUUCCUCCGACCAAGGAAAGACCUUCUUCCCUGGGGACUUCUUUCUUGUGCAUUUGGUUUCUUUCUUUUCUCCUUUCAGGUCCAUGAAAAGUCAAUUCUCCUCCCUCUUAUGCCUGCUACUAUGCUCCUCGUUACUCCCAACAGAAAUACAAAGGCUUGGAUCGGCUGGAUCAACACAUUUGCUACUUUUAGUAUGUGGCCCCUCCUUAAGCGCGAUGGACUUCUCCUCCAGUAUGCUGCUCUACUUUUAUAUUGGCUUUGGCUCGGUGGAUUCGUCUUCCACCCCCCUGGGUCUCUUGGUACCUUUGAAACACUUAUCCACAUGGGCUCCUAUACACUUCUUGCUUUGAUCCACCUUCUGGAGGCCUUUUUUUCUCCGCCAAACCGUUACCCCCACUUGUGGGUGCUCUUGAACAUGGUUUUAAGUUUCUUUUGUUUCGUUAUCUUCUGGUUCUGGUCUCAUUGGAAACUUUUUUCUCGUGCAGGCUUCUAUCUCAAGCACAAUCCUAAUCCUACUCCUAAUCCUAUUCACAAAAGACCUAGUCCUAGAACCGGUAUCAUACAAAAACCUUAA
Molecule: messenger RNA, 1629 nt
Organism: Pneumocystis jirovecii RU7
Lineage: Eukaryota; Fungi; Ascomycota; Pneumocystomycetes; Pneumocystales; Pneumocystaceae
Product: dolichyl-P-Glc:Man(9)GlcNAc(2)-PP-dolichol alpha-1,3-glucosyltransferase
Exons: 7
Coding region: 1-1629 (542 amino acids)
Biological process (GO): protein N-linked glycosylation
Cellular component (GO): endoplasmic reticulum membrane
Molecular function (GO): dolichyl pyrophosphate Man9GlcNAc2 alpha-1,3-glucosyltransferase activity
Source: RefSeq, a predicted model, not a curated record